This is a messenger RNA of Diaporthe citri, 1095 nucleotides long. RefSeq lists its product as uncharacterized. The record is from RefSeq and is a predicted model, not a curated record. The transcript is spliced from 2 exons. The coding region runs from base 1 to 1095 and encodes 364 amino acids. NCBI's taxonomy places the organism in Eukaryota, Fungi, Ascomycota, Sordariomycetes, Diaporthales, Diaporthaceae.
AUGGGUUCGCCUGCUUUCCUCGGAUUCCAGCCCAGAUCUCUGGGUCUCAAACUCGGGGCAAGGCGACCAACACGUCGUCUUAUCUACGGCCUACUGUUUGUCCUCGCCGUCCUCUCCUACCUCUGCUACGCCCACCCGCAGGCGUUCAAGGAUCACAUCGGUUGGAGGAUCAAAGAAGCGCAUCUCUAUGCCUUGCAAUACACACGGUACAACUUCAAGCCAACUGUUUUCGAGCAACAAUGUUUUGAUGGCACAGCGGCCCGCAUCAACUCGCACAACCUCACUGACACGAUACCAGAGACUAUCCACUUCAUUUGGAUUGGGAACAGUGAGAUCUCUUUCAAACUGUACCUUGCAAUCCGUGCUGCCCUCGUCUCAACUGGGGUCACUUCUGCACACCUGCACCACGAUACACCUCUUAACGGCGACAACGGCUGGCUGCGCCUGCUGAAGCCGAAUCUGACGCUCAUCCAUUUCGACCGCCCUGACUAUCUCACAGAGGUAGCUGCCUACCAUCCUGAGACAUGGUCUGUGACGCACCAGACGGACGCCAUGAGGCUCCAUGUCCUGCACGCUCAAGGCGGCAUCUACCUGGACUCCGACGCAUACAUUCUCCGGCCACUAAACCACCUCUUUGAAGGAGCUCGCGAUGUGUACAUGGGCCUCGAGGGCGGAAACAGGUGGGGGCUCUGCAAUGGAGUGAUCAUGGCCAAGGCUGGGGCUCCUUUCCUUGCGCGGUGGCUCGACGAAUACGCCAGCUUCGACGACAGCCGGUGGAGCGACCACUCAGUCUAUCUCCCAAAGACGCUUGCUACGAAGCACCCCGAUGAAAUCUGCACUCUCAGCCCAAGUGCGUUCUUCUGGCCAAUGUGGACAAAAGGCUCGUUGGAUUGGAUGCACGAGUCGUUGAACAAGGAGGAAGCGGCAGCAGUCGAAUCGCAAAUUGCGAAGAAUGGAGGGUCUCUGUUCGAGGACCAGCUGAUCUACCACGCCUGGGCUCAUCCGGGAGCAAAGCACCUGGGAAGACUGACGCCAGACAUUAUUCGAGAUAAGGACACUCGGUUCAACCUCCUGAUGAGAAGAUUCCUGGAAUAA